Molecule: messenger RNA, 6644 nt
Organism: Hipposideros armiger (great roundleaf bat)
Lineage: Eukaryota; Metazoa; Chordata; Mammalia; Chiroptera; Hipposideridae
Gene: VWA8
Product: von Willebrand factor A domain containing 8
Exons: 50
Cellular component (GO): cytoplasm
Molecular function (GO): ATP hydrolysis activity; ATP binding
Source: RefSeq, a predicted model, not a curated record
GCAGCUUCCUGUCCUCCUCGCCGCGCCGCCCCACGCUGCCCGCCCGGGACGCGGCUCGCCCCGGACCCCCUCCCCGCCCCCCGGCUCCAUGCAGUCCCGGCUUCUGCUCCUCGGGACGCCCGGCGGCCCCGGCGGCCCGGCCGCGCGGCGCGUGCGGCUGCUCCUGCGGCAGGUGGUGCGGGGCCGGCCGGAGGUCAGACUGGUGCACGCCGGGGCGGGGGCCGAGACAGGGAUCACAAUUAAUUUAACUUAAGGCGAACUUCUCCUUCAGCUUAAAAUACCCAGAAACCCCUCAUUGGCUUGGCAGAAUUGGGUUUCAGACUCGCUGGCUCAAUCUGUAAUUCAGCAUCUAAGAUGGAUAAUGCAAAAGGAUCUUUUGGGGCAAGAUGUCUUUCUAAUAGGACCUCCUGGGCCUCUUCGACGCUCUAUUGCUAUGCAGUACCUGGAGCUGACCAAGCGGGAGGUUGAGUACAUCGCCUUGUCCAGGGACACCACCGAAACCGACCUCAAGCAGCGUCGGGAGAUCCGCGCGGGCACCGCCUUUUAUAUCGACCAGUGUGCAGUUCGUGCAGCCACAGAAGGCAGAACGCUCAUCUUGGAAGGCUUGGAAAAGGCGGAGAGGAAUGUCCUGCCUGUUUUGAAUAACUUGCUGGAAAACAGGGAGAUGCAGCUUGAAGAUGGACGCUUCCUAAUGUCUGCCGAGCGUUACGACAAACUUCUCCAGGAUCAUACCAAAUCAGAAAUGGAUGCCUGGAAGAUAGUUCGAGUGAGUGAAAACUUCCGGGUGAUCGCCUUGGGCUUGCCAGUGCCUAAGUACUCUGGGAACCCAUUAGACCCACCUCUCCGCUCUCGAUUUCAAGCCAGAGAUAUUUAUUAUCUACCCUUCAAGGACCAACUAAAACUGUUAUAUUCAGUUGGAGCGAAUAUUUCUGCUGAGAAAGUUUCUCAGCUUUUGUCCUUUGCCACCACUCUCUGUUCCCAAGAAUCUGCUACGCUGGGACUUCCAGAUUUUCCUUUAGAUAGUUUGCCAGCUGCCGUUCAAAUCCUGGAUUCCUUUCCUAUGAUGUCGAUCAGACAUGCGAUCCACUGGCUUUACCCGUACACGCUCGUGCUAGGACCAGAAGGGAAGAUGGCUGUGGAAGGCGUUUUACAGCGCUUUGAACUCCAAGAUUCAGGAAGCUCUCUGCUUCCUAAAGAGAUUGUCAGAGUGGAGAGAAUGACUGAAAACCACGUCUCCCAGGCUUCUGUGACUGUCCAGGUUGCAGAGAAAGAGGUGACCAUUAAGGUGCCAGCUGGGACCAGGCCCUUCAAUCAGCCUCAUGCAUCAGAGCGUUUCAUACAGACUUUAAGCCAUAAACAACUACUGGCUGAGAUGAUGCAGUCUCACAUGGUUAAGGACAUAUGUUUAAUUGGAGGAAAAGGUUGUGGAAAAACAGUCAUCGCUAAGAACUUUGCAGACACCUUAGGGUACAACAUAGAACCUAUCAUGCUCUAUCAGGAUAUGACCGCGCGUGAUCUGCUGCAGCAGAGGUACACCCUUCCCAAUGGAGACACUGCCUGGCGGUCGUCACCCCUCGUGACAGCUGCGCUGGAAGGCAAGCUGGUCCUCCUGGAUGGCAUCCAUCGGGUCAACGCCGGCACCCUCGCUGUCCUGCAAAGGUUGAUCCAUGAUCGCGAGCUGAGCCUCUAUGAUGGCUCCAGGCUGCUGAGACAAGACAGGUACACGCGUUUAAAGGAGGAGCUGCAAAUGUCGGACGAACAGCUGCAGCAGAGAUCCAUUUUUCCUGUGCACCCCUCCUUCAGAAUCAUCGCCUUGGCAGAGCCCCCUGUCAUUGGAAGCACAACACAGCAGUGGCUGGGGCCAGAAUUCUUAACCAUGUUCUUUUUCCAUUACAUGAAACCACUUGUCAAAAGUGAAGAAAUCCAAGUGAUUAAGGAAAUGGUCCCAAAUAUACCUCAGGAAGCUUUGGACAAAUUGUUAUCAUUUACACACAAGCUCAGAGAGACUCAGGAUCCGACGGCACAGUCCUUGGCAGCAUCACUUUCCACCAGGCAGCUGUUGCGAAUUUCUCGUCGGCUGUCGCGGCACCCUAAUGAGAAUCUUCACAGGGCUGUCACUAAAGCCUGCCUUGCCAGGUUUCUACCAAGCCUUGCAAGGUCAGCAUUAGAAAAAAACCUGGCAGAUGCUUCAAUAGAAAUAAGUACCGAUGAUAAUGUAGAACCAAAACUGGAGGAUUACAAAUGUGAAGUCGCAUCCGGAUCCCUGAGGAUUGGAGCUGUCAGCGCACCGAUCUACAAUGCCCAUGAGAAGAUGAAAGUGCCUGACGUCCUGUUCUAUGACAACAUUCAGCACAUGAUAGUGAUGGAAGAUAUGCUCAAGGACUUUCUUCUUGGAGAACAUCUGUUACUGGUUGGUAACCAGGGUGUAGGAAAAAACAAGAUUAUCGACAGAUUUCUUCAUCUGCUCAAUCGACCCCGCGAAUAUAUCCAGCUCCACAGAGAUUCCACCCUGUACUUCCUGACCGUGACCACUUCUGUUUCUCAGGGCAUCAUAAUCUCAAGAUCCAGCCCUGUUGUUAAAGCAGUGAAAUUGGGUCACAUUCUGGUAGUAGAUGAGGCAGACAAGGCCCCAACAAAUGUCACCUGUAUUUUAAAAACUCUGGUUGAAAAUGGGGAAAUGAUUCUAGCAGAUGGAAGGCGCAUUGUUGCAAAUUCUGCUCAUGUCAACGGCAGAGAAAAUGUUGUAGUGAUUCACCCUGAUUUUAGGAUGAUUGUUCUGGCCAACAGACCUGGGUUUCCUUUCCUAGGCAACGACUUCUUCGGUACUUUAGGCGAUAUUUUUAGCUGCCAUGCUGUGGAUAAUCCCAAACCCCACUCGGAGCUCGAGAUGCUCAGGCAAUAUGGACCAAACGUGCCGGAGCCCGUCCUGCAGAAGCUCGUGGCUGCCUUUGGCGAGCUGCGGAGCUUAGCGGACCAGGGGAUUAUCAACUAUCCUUAUUCUACCAGAGAAGUGGUCAACAUAGUGAAGCACUUACAGAAAUUUCCCACCGAAGGUCUCUCCAGUGUGGUUAGGAAUGUGUUCGACUUUGAUUCCUACAAUGACGACAUGAGGGAGAUUUUGGUUAGCACUUUGCACAAACAUGGGAUACCCAUCGGAGCCAAACCUAUGAGUGUGCAGCUGGCGAAGGAGUUGCCUCUGCCAGAGCAGACAUUCCUGGGCUACUGGACGAUUGGUCAGUCAGCAGAUGGAAUGCAGAGACUGUUGUGUCCGGCAGAAACUCACCAUAUAGACGUCAAGGGCCCAAUACUUAUAAACAUACAGAAGUAUCCAAUAGAAAGACAUGAAGGAAGAUCGCAAACUUUUACGGAAGAAUGUGCCUCCUGGCAUUUGCCAUUGGAUGAAGUCAACAUCAUCUGCGACAUUGCUACAUCACAUGGAAACGAGGAAAAUACUCUCUAUGUCGCUACAUGCAAUCCUGUGUCCUUAUACUUUAUGGAUAUGGCCGGGAAAAGUGGCUACUUUGUGGACCUUUUUGACAUCUUCCCAAGAACGGCCAGUGGAGUGUGGCACCCAUUUGUGACAGUGGCACCCCUGGGAAAUCCCCUCAAGGGUCAAGUGAUUCUCCACGAGCAACAGAGUAACAUCAUCCUAUUGUUAGAUACCAUUGGCCGAACCCUUCGUCAUCUCAUCCUCCCCUCAGAAGAGGUGACAUCUAAGAAACCUUCCUGGUGGAACAAGGAAGACACUGAAACGUAUAAAAUGUGUAGAGAAUUUUCGCACAAAAAUUGGCUAGUAUUCUACAAAGAAAAAGGGAACAGCCUGACGGUGCUGGAUGUUCUGGAAGGGCGAACUCACACCAUCUCACUUCCCAUCAACCUCAAGACAGUUUUUCUUGUAGCGGAGGACAAAUGGCUUCUGGUGGAGAGCGGGACAAAUCAGAAAUACCUUCUAAGUAAGCCUGCACACAUCGAAUCUGAGGAGAGUGGUGUUUGCCAGUUAUAUGUGUUGAAAGAGGAGCCGCCCAGCACAGGGUUUGGAGUUGCACCAGAAACAGAUUUCAGCAUUCCUCAUAAAAUUUCAAGUGAUCAGCUGUCAUCUGAAAAUCUAAGUUCAGCUGUGGGACAAAAGAUUGCCUCUCCGAACCGCAUCCUCUCAGAUGAGAACAGUUAUGCCACGGUUGUUGUUGGUUUCCCAGACCUCAUGUCACCAAAUGAAGUUUAUUCUUGGAAAAGGCCAUCGUCUUUGCAUAAAUCAAGUGUCACUGACACAGCGUUCUAUGGGAGAAAGAAGAGAAGUGGAACUCCAAAACAAAGCAAUUGUGUGGCCCUCGUAGAUACUAAUCAGAUUGUCAGGAUUUUGCCCCCAGGAGAAGUCCCUCUAAAAGAUAUCUUCCCAAAAGAUGUUACUCCUCCAUACACAGCUGGUUAUAUUGAAGUCACUGAUCUUCAAUCAAAGAAACUCCGAUAUAUCCCUAUUCCCAGAUCAGAAUCUCUGUCCCCAUACACCACAUGGCUGUCCACUAUCUCAGACACAGAUGCCCUGCUAGCCGAAUGGGGCAAAGGUGGUGUUGUCACUGUCGAUAUGGGAGGUCGCAUCAGGCUCUGGGAAACCGGACUUGAACAUCUGCAACGCUCACUCACGGAGUGGAGAAACAUGAUUGGACAAGACGACAGACACGUGCAGAUAACAAUCAACAGAGAUAAUGAUGAAGAUGUGAGUUCCCCCAAACACGGGAAGGAGGACCCAGACAACAUGCCCCACGUGGGCGGCAAUACUUGGGCUGGCGGAACAGGUCCUGGUCAUUGUCUGUUACUGGUCUCCUCUGCCUAUCGGUUAUCCAGGAGUGAGAGCCAGGAAUUAGCCACAUCCAAGCUAAAGGAGAUCCAAAUGAGUGACUAUGAUGCCGCCACCUAUGAAAAGUUUUCAGGUGCUGUUCGAAGGCAGGUGCAGUCCCUCCGAAUCAUCCUGGAUAAUUUACAGGCUAAAGGCAAAGAGAGACAGUGGCUAAGACACCAAGCAACUGGGGAGCUAGAUGAUGCCAAGAUCAUUGAAGGGCUGACUGGAGAGAAAGCUAUCUACAAACGCCGGGGUGAGCACGAGCCACAGCUGGGCAGCCCCCAACAGAAACCCAAGCGCCUGCGCCUGGUAGUGGAUGUGUCCGGCAGCAUGUACCGUUUCAACGGGGUGGACGGCCGGCUGGAACGCUCCAUGCAGGCGGUGUGCAUGGUUAUGGAAGCCUUCGAGAACUACGAAGAGAAGUUCAAGUAUGACAUCGUUGGACACUCUGGAGAUGACUACAACAUUAACCUAGUUCCAGCUAACAAGAUCCCCAAGGACAAUAAGCAAAGACUGGACAUUCUGAAGACAAUGCACGCCCACUCACAGUUCUGCAUGAGUGGGGACCACACAUUAGAGGGGACAAAACAUGCCAUCGAGGAAAUUGUCAAGGAAGAAGCCGACGAGUACUUCGUCAUUGUCUUGAGUGAUGCAAACCUGUCACGAUAUGGAAUACAUCCUUCCAAGUUGGCCCAAAUCCUGACAAGCAACCCUCAAGUAAAUGCUUUCGCCAUUUUUAUUGGAUCGCUAGGUGAUCAAGCCGCCAGGCUUCAGAGAACUUUACCAGCUGGCCGGUCUUUCAUUGCCAUGGAUACCAGGGACAUCCCGCAGAUUUUGCAGCAGAUCUUUACCUCCACCAUGUUGUCCAGUGUUUGAGAAGUGCCCUUCCGCUCCCUGAGGACCGGGGAUUUGCCAUAAGAUAGCAAUCAGGAGUACUCGGAACAAGACGUCUACAGCGUGAACCCAGCAAUGAGUGGAUGAUUCUGGCAUCCCUGGCUUCUGCUGCUCUUACUCAGUAAUCAGGAUUCAGGAAAGCUGCCAGAGGCAGGCUUGUGCACAGAAAUGUACAGCCACCGAUAGGGUUACAAAUCAUUACAGGAAGCAAGUUGACCUGCAUUUUAUAAAAGGUCAAGGUUCAAGGAAGGUGGCUGGAGAACUGUGGUGCUUAGUUGGUUUCCCAAAACCUCAGGGAGAGAGAAUACCUUGCUUUGGCCGUGGCACAUCAUUGGGUCCCCUGAAAUAACAAAAGCGACCCCAUCAAUCUAAGCCUCUGAUGCCACUUUCUGACAUUAAGAUACAAGUCUAUGCAGACCCACCCAACCUCUUCCUGUCCAAUAAUUAUUUUUAUUUUCUCCCCCACUUUGUGUUGUCCAACAAUGAUUUUAUAGUAUUUAACCCACUGGAAAAGUCCAACAGCAGUAUUUUAUAAGAGGUUGGAUUUUCUCAAUAAUUCCAUCUUCUUGGCCAAAACCAAAAGGAAUCAAAAGACCCUUGGAUCACUUCCUUUCCCACGUGACUUUUAAAAGGCUCUUUAAAUAAUGAAGAGCAAAUGUCCUGUUCUCCGUGCUGCCGGGAGUGGAAGGAUAAAGGACGUCUGGCCUUCAGUUUCCUGUUUCUUCUUUUUCUCCUAGUGCUUCUCAGAAGUUUCACACUACUCCAUUUUGGGGUCCAAAAUGCAGUGCUCAGAAUAACAAAUGCUUAUGUUCCCACUUAAAGCAAAGUAAAAACAUGGCAGUAUGUUUGAACUGAAUAACUGGAAAUUUCUUUAGCUAUAAAAAAAAUAAUAAAAAAAAAAAACUUUUUUCAA